Messenger RNA from Camellia sinensis, 835 nucleotides. The record is from RefSeq and is a predicted model, not a curated record. NCBI's taxonomy places the organism in Eukaryota, Viridiplantae, Streptophyta, Magnoliopsida, Ericales, Theaceae.
UUGUCACCUCUAAUGAUAUGUUUGAUAAGUACUAAAAUUAUAAGAGGAGGAGAGCACUCCAAAUAUUAUAUAUAUCGAUGCACGCCUGGGAAAACACCAGAGGCAAAGGAGGACUCACCCACUUGAUUUGGAGUUAAUCAGUUGAGGCGGCGGCAUCAUGGCAAACAAUGUGUUUGGCAACCCCAUCACCAAUGAAACUCUGGAGGCUAUGCCAGAAUAUUAUAAAAAAGAAAUAACGCCUAGGGACAGAGCACAUGUGGCUAUGCUUAUGAAAAAUGCAGAAAAUAAGGAUCACAAUGCUCGCAAUCAUGUUGAGAGUCGUAAAAAGGAUUUCGGUGAUGGAAUCUCCGCACUCUGCGUGAUUUACAAUGCUACUGGGGACGCUUUAAAGUUUAUUACUACCCACGAUUAUCACGGCCACAUUUAUGCCGACCCAUACCCAACAAUAAUUCAAAAUGGCCAGUGGGCUGCUUUUUUGCAUGUCAAACCCUCUGUAAUUACUGCUGGAUCAAGUGCAGGUGUUGUGUAUCGUGGCAAGAACCAAUCUGGCGAACAACAUGACUGGAUGUUGGCUUGGUCUAUCCCAUAUGUUGGUGACAACCAUGUAAGUAAAACGUUUACUGAUUUGUCUUCACAUUCAUGGCAUUGCUUCCUCCCUCGUGGAUUCUCACCUAUUCUAUUGGCUAUUCAUUUAUUUAUGGAGUAUGGAUUUCCUGGAGAGUGCUGUCACCACGGUUCGUUUCGAUAUUUUGAAUCGUACUUUGUGUUGAGUCUUCUGUGUAUAUUAUUUAUAAAAGACAAAAAAAAUAAGAAGAAAUAGGUUGAUCUAAUAAUU